GCUGCAGCUCAGUGCGCGCCACUCGCUGGACUCCCUCGCCCCACAGCAUGGACCCGGCUCGCCGCCUGCUGCCCCUCGGGCUCUGCAUCGCCCUGUGCCUGGGGGGCACCGUGGCCCAGAAUAACGGCGUACAAGGUACCACUGAGGACUGCAACAGCCAUGUGCUAUGCCCAGCAAACGCCACGUGUGUGAACAACACCCACUGCACCUGCCUGGAUGGAUACCAGUCACUGGCGAAUCGCUUCUUCUUCACCGACCCAACGGAGAUCUGUGACGAUAUUAACGAGUGUCUGGGGCCGAGCCCGCCAGACUGCGGACGCAAUACACACUGCACCAACGUGGCCGGGAGUUACUACUGCUUCUGCAGCGAUGGCUAUGAGUCCAGCUCUGGGAAAGCCAAAUUCACAAACGCGAGUGAGAACACCUGCCAGGGCAGAGGAAUCUCGCGCUGGGAUGUGGUUACACAGUCGCUGGAUUUUAGCAAUGCCGGCAAUACCGGGGCCGAGUUCGUGCACCGGACGGUGAACUUGCAGGAAGCCUCUGCUUUGUGUCAGGAUAUUGACGAGUGUCAGGGCCUGAGCCCAGCAGACUGCGGACCCCACGCAAACUGCAUCAAUGUGCCUGGGAAUUACUCGUGCACCUGCAUCGAUGGCUACGAGCCCAGCUCUGGGAAAGCCAAUUUCAUGCACGCGAGUGAGAACACCUGCCAGGACAUUGAGUGCCAGCGAAACGCCACAAUCUGUGAGCCCCACGGGACCUGCAUCAACAUGCCAGGGAGUUACAUGUGUAAAUGCAGUGAGGGAUUUGGGAAGAGUCAAAAGGAUCCGUCUAAGAUCUGCACAGACAUCGACGAGUGCAAGACCCCAGAUAUCUGCGGCCCCAACGCCACGUGUAUCAACACCUACGGAAGCUACUGGUGUGAGUGCCGGGCCGGCUACGUCCCCUCCAACCGGAACACGACCCUGUGCCGAGAGCUCACCUGCCCCCGGCUGCUGGAUGAUGACAACUCUGCCGAAGCCAAGAACCUCCUGGGCAGCUUCCUGGCACAGGUGGGACGUCUCUGCAAGGCGGCGCUGGAGGAGCUGAAACAGAUGAAGGCUCAGAACGCCGAAGAGAAGCUGCAGAGCUUCUUGGACAUUCUGGAGAAGCCAAUAAAUCUGGUCAGGCAGCAGAGCGAGAGUGUGGAGCGGAGACACCGGAUCGCGACGGAGUUGAUGGCCAUAGUUGAGAAGCAGCUGAGAACGCUGGCCCUGACCCUGCCUGACAGCACGAUCAGCAUCGCAUCCCCCAACGGCACAGAGCUGGGGCUGGCGGUCAGGAAGGCUGGGAACCAGAGCCAGGAGACGGUGACGCUGCAGCAGAGCAAGACGCAGAUGGAAUUAAAGUGGGCCAGAGCCCCAGGGCAGAAAAAGGAAGGCUUCACGCUGGCCGGGCUGCUGACAUGCCAGGGGAUGAGCCCCUUCCUGGAUGGUGCUGGGCGGGUGGAGGCGCCCGAGUGGGACAAGAUCGGCCAGAUGGGGAAGUGGGCGCAGGAGCCGGGGCGGCCCAGCUACCAUGUGCUGUCUCCAGUGGCGUCGGCCUUCAUCAGUGACCCGAACCUCCAGGCACUCGGCCUCUCUGUCAGCAUCCGCUUCAGCCACCCGGUGCCGGAGUCCAAGACCGACCUGCGCCUCCUCUGCGCCUACUGGGAGCCUGACAGCAGGCGCUGGGCCACCCACGGCUGCACCCUGCAGAAGUUGAACGCCACCAGUACCCGCUGCCAGUGCAACCACCUGACCAGCUUCGCCGUGCUCAUGGCCUUCUACGAGCUGGAGGACUGGACCCUGGACGUCAUCACCAAGGUGGGGCUGGUGAUCUCGCUGCUGUGCCUGCUGCUGUCCAUCGUCACCUUCCUCUUCUGCCGCGCCCUCAAGGGCCCCCGCACCACCAUCCACCUGCACCUCUGCCUGGCGCUCUUCAUCGCCUACACCGUCUUCCUCACCGGCACCUCCAGCACCGGCAACAGGGUGGUGUGCGGCGUGGUGGCCGGGCUCCUGCACUAUUUCUUCCUGGCCGCCUUCUGCUGGAUGUGCCUGGAGGGCGCCGAGCUCUACCUGCUGGUGGUUCAGGUCUUCACCCCCCACGGCCUCAGGCGCCGCUACAUGUUCCUGCUGGGCUACGGCGUGCCGGCCCUCAUCAUGGGCAUCUCGGCCGCCACCUACAGCGAGGGCUACGGCACAGCGCGCCAGUAAGUCACCGGCCCGGGGGGGGCCAGGCCCAGUGCUCUCAG
Chrysemys picta bellii (western painted turtle) is the source of this 2269-nucleotide messenger RNA. NCBI's taxonomy places the organism in Eukaryota, Metazoa, Chordata, Testudines, Emydidae. The record is from RefSeq and is a predicted model, not a curated record.